Messenger RNA from Coccidioides posadasii C735 delta SOWgp, 1265 nucleotides. RefSeq lists its product as uncharacterized. The record is from RefSeq and is a predicted model, not a curated record. NCBI's taxonomy places the organism in Eukaryota, Fungi, Ascomycota, Eurotiomycetes, Onygenales, Onygenaceae.
AAUCUAGUGGCACCUUGAUAUCCAAGCAGCAUAUCAUUCAGACGCAAGCAAUCACAUACCUCAUUUACACAUUCCACAUUCUCACCGUCAGAAACAUGAGCUACACAGCAGGCGGGUAUCCAUACUUGCCUGCUGGCACUGGCGGCGGCCCGAACCUCCCUCCUCCAUCCUACACACAACUUGACCAGAACCCUUUUAGAGACCCGGUCCCGCCAUACCAUACAUUCCGCGAUAACAGUUCUACAAGAGAUUGGAAACCAUCGAACCCCCCGACCGUCAAAUUUCCACCGAGAAUGAACGGGUACUUCAAUUGGAAGAUGUCAAAGACAUUUCACCUGGGACCGACAGCCGAGCAGAAGGUGCAUGCUGUGACAGUGCAUUCUGCUACUUCCACCUGCGGGCCUUCCGUUGACCUAUACGACGGACCAACCAAUACUCACCCGGUCCUGGCAACAGCUACUGCCGACAAAAGUAGCAAAAAUAAGCUUGUUAACAUAACUGUGCCGCGGUGGCCGGGAUACCAAGAAGGAAUAGCCGAAUUGGAGUCGAUAACCACCUCCCCUCCAUCCAAACACGUCGCGCUUGCAUUCUCUUUGCCCGUUGGGGUCGGCAAGGAGAUGCGGCUCGAGAACUUUGAAUGGCGGAUGAGCACAGGAAAUGAGAUCAAGGAGCAAGACGGCCAGUCCUACGGCUGGAAACUGGUGCGAAUGUCGAAUACGAUGGAGGACUGCGCUGUGAAAAGAUCGAGGCGAGAAUUCGGGGUGACAAGUGAUGGGAAAGAGGUUGUGGCGGUUUUGGCAUACUACUGCGGGUGGAGCAUGACGAAGGGCUUCAAGUUCGCUUUCCUUGGUAGCGGCCUAACCGGCACUAUGGGCGAGAAGUGGGAGAUCGUGACUCUCGUUUCGGCACUGCACGUCUGGUACAUGGAUUUCCGGCAAACGAUGGCUGGAGCUGCAUUAUACUAGGGAGAGUUGCAUGGGAUUGGAGUUGCCUGAGUUUGGGAGAAUUGGGGCUUUUUUUAAGCCGACCAAAUUGCUUGCUCUAAUAGUUAUCGAAUCACAAGAUGGACGGAAUACUAUACCUGGAGACAACAAAUUGAAUGGUUUUAAGUUAAUAUCGAAGCCAGCCUUAAAGCUAUCUAAAAGCCUAUCUGGCCAACUGAUCAUAAUAUCAACGCCAAUGGCUCAUGAGCAGCCGGAUAGAAGUCCUAACUUUGAGCAAGAGUCAUGAUGACCGAAACCAAAGAGGCGACUAGAAUGCUGAAC